CAAUCUCUUUGUGUCCUCAGAAGGUCUGUAGCCCUGACUAGGAUCUGUGAUCAUGAAGCUGUUUGCUUUGUUAGUAACACUCUUCCUGUUCUUCUCCAAGGCUUUGCACCAAGAUUAUCCAGUAUGGGUAACCUGUGGCCCAGACUACUUUCAGGUUAUAAUGGAUAGAGAUCUUUUUCGGAAUGGAAUACUUCUGAAUCCUGACCAGGUGACCCUGGGACAAGACUGCCAAGUAUCUACAGUCCUAGAAGACAAGUUUUUCUUCUUCUAUUCAGUCUUGCAUUGUGGGAUACAAAGAGAGAUGAAGUGGAAUAUGGUUAUUUUUCACAGUAUUCUUCACUGUCAUUCCUUAGAAAAUGUGGAUGGUGGCGCUCAUGACAUACCUCUGAAAUGUACACUUGAAGAGGAAACUCUGAAUCGUCCUGCUAUAGAGAAUUUUCCUCCCCCUUCAGUUGGCGUAUCUGGAAUGAAUGUUUCUGAUACACCUCCAUCUGCCUCAUGGACUCAGCAAGAUGUUGGGCCCAGGGAGGAGGGGGCAAGUGGUCAGCAGGAUCCAGGAGCAGCAGCCCUAGCUCGGCACACUUUCCCAGUUCCUACUUUGUCAGUGGCUUCCCCUGUGUCUUGGGGACAGGAAACUUGUCAUCAAGGCAGUAACUCUAUUCCCCCAUAUGCUGCCUCAGGAUUUCCAUGGUCUACUGGGUCCUGGGCUCUUGGCACAACUUACCCUCUGGGAAAUUAUAAAUAGAUGUUGAUACUUUUGUGAGCCUUUUCAAAGGCUUUGUCUUUCAAAGAUCCCUUAAAUAAAUAUAGGGCAUACUGUCCUUCAUAUGUUCAGACUC
Messenger RNA from Trichosurus vulpecula (common brushtail), 839 nucleotides. It is a transcript of the gene OOSP3, whose product is annotated as oocyte secreted protein family member 3. The transcript has 5 exons. The record is from RefSeq and is a predicted model, not a curated record. The coding region runs from base 53 to 745 and encodes 230 amino acids. Lineage: Eukaryota; Metazoa; Chordata; Mammalia; Diprotodontia; Phalangeridae.